Messenger RNA from Camelina sativa (false flax), 1458 nucleotides. Lineage: Eukaryota; Viridiplantae; Streptophyta; Magnoliopsida; Brassicales; Brassicaceae. The record is from RefSeq and is a predicted model, not a curated record.
UCGUCUCCUCGCGUUAUCGAUUCUCAAAGCCGUAAUUAGAUAGAAUCUCGAAGCCGUUCGUUAUCCCUUCUCCGCCUCUACUCGAUCGACGUCAGGGCGGUUCUCUCUGUUUCCUUCCCGAUUAAGACAAGAAAACAAAAAAUUUCCUCUACGCAGAUGAAGACGUCCAGGGUCGUUGAUGCUAUGUCCAGGAGCUCUGGUCCUUGUCACGCAUCUUCCCAACCUGACGCUCCAGCACCAAAAUGCUACCAUCUCGAUAUGCCUCAGCCUAUACCUAUCAAGUUCGCAUUCCUUCCCCUAGGGAUCACUAUCACCCGCAAGGUGUUUGAUAUUUUCAAGCUCACAGUGCAGUUUGUGUCUGUUUAUGGGAUGUAUUUUUGGAUGGCCCUGAAAAAGAGAGUGUGUGAUGACCUUCUGUUUGAGUUUUUUAAGCCAACUGACAGCAGGCACCGCGUUUACCUCAAUCUUGUUAUCGGGUAUUCAAGUGUGUUGGUACCUUCCAAAAAGCUGAUGAAUUACCAAAAGCUGAUCACGAAUUUUGAUGCUGCUAUGGGGGAAGUUCUUGAUGGUUUCUUCAAGCUUCUUGACCAAUUGCUUGAAAAGAAGGAAAAGGAGGACGGAGUGGAGAUGGCUAUGACUGAUUUGCAUGCCUUUGAGUAUUUUGCUAACAUGGAGGAGACCAUGUUGCUACCACCACCACCUGGACUCAUUCCAAAAUUGAUUAAACAAGUGACUGAUUUGCGGCCAUCGCAGCAAAACUAUCCAGAAACCACAAGUAAUGUGAAUGACGCAAGAGUCAAGAGCUCCGGUCCUUGCCAGCAAAAACUUACUCAGAAUGACGAUAAUGCUCAGGAUAUCCAACCUGACGCUCCAGCACCAAAAUGCUGCCAUCUCGAUAUGCCUCAGCCUCUACUUAUCAAGUUCGCAUUCCUUCCCCCACAGAUCACUGUCACCCGCAAGGAGUUUGAUGUUUUCAAGCUCACAUCGCAGUUUGUGUUUGUUUAUGGGAUGUAUUUUCGGAGGGCUCUAAAGAAGAGAGUGUGUGAGAACCCUCUGUUUGAGUUUUUUAAGCCAACUGAUAGCAGGCACAAUGUUUACCUCAAUCUUGUUAUCGGGUAUUCAAGUGUGUUGGUGCCUUCCAAAAAGCUCAUGACUUACCAAAAGCUGAUCACGAAUUUUGAUGCUGCUACUGGCGAAGUUCUUGAUGGUUUCUUCAAGUUUCUUGAUCAAGUGCCUGAAAAAGAGAAGGACGGAGUGGAGAUUGCUAUGACUGAUUUGCGCGCCUUUGAGUAUUUUGCUAACGUGGAGGAGACCGUGUUGCAGCCACCACCACCUGGAUUCCUUCCACUACUACAAAAGAAACGGGGACGAAGCCAACUGCAACACCUAAUCCUAUGCAUGGAAUGUCGUCUCCUCAUCCACCACUGUCUCUACGUAACUAACUUAGUAGUAGAUUAA